This is a messenger RNA of Mesorhabditis belari, 1344 nucleotides long. The record is from the annotation of a GenBank genome assembly. NCBI's taxonomy places the organism in Eukaryota, Metazoa, Nematoda, Chromadorea, Rhabditida, Rhabditidae.
AUGUCGGCGGUCAGUCAGAUCACAGUUCUCCUCAAAAAGCUCGGUUCGACCUACGAUGAUGACUCAACCGAUCGAUGGCACCAUGUGAGAACAAUCAUGAUUCUCAUCGGUUUGGCAACAACGCUAUUCUUGAAGAAUUACGUUGGUGAGCCCUUGCAGUGUUGGCCACCUGCUCAAUGGAAUGAUGGUUGGGAGGCAUUCGCUGAAGCAUAUUGCUUCGUUGAGAAUACGUAUUUCGUGCCGAUGAAUCAAUCAAAUCUCCCAGCACAUCACACAAGGGAAGAUCAGGAAAUGAUCUAUUACCAAUGGGUUCCAUUCAUUCUUCUCUUGAUGGGCCUUCUUUUUUAUGUACCGAGAGCAAUUUGGAAGCUCUUCAGCUUUUACACUGGAUUGACUUUGCCUGAAAUGAUGAAAUCAGCAAGAACAACGGGAAAAACCGGGGCGGAAGGGAAAGGAGGACCAUUGGCAAAAGCACUCUACAGGGAACAUACUGCUGUGGAGAAGGCCGGUUCAAUCCGUUACGGAUCGUAUCUCUCAAAUCUCUAUUUGUUCUGCAAAACAUUGAUGUUGCUCAACGUUUUCUCGCAACUCCUUUUUAUCAAUUACUGGCUGGGAACAGCUUAUACUUUUUGGGGACUCGGCAUCUUCUGGGAUAUGUUGCAUGGAAGACAUUGGCAAGAAAGUGGACAUUUCCCUCGGGUUACCUAUUGCGAUGUGACGGUUCGAGAGUUGGGAAAUGUGAACAAUUGGACGCUUCAAUGUGUCUUAAUGGUGAACAUGUUCAACGAGAAGAUCUUCAUCUUUAUGUGGUUUUAUUUCGCUUUCCUUCUCGUCAUCACUUUCUUCAAUUGGGUCAUCUGGCUUCAUCGGCGUCUCUUCGGUUCGGUUGACUUUAUCAAAGAAUUGGUUGCACAAGAAAACUUUAUUCCAUCAACGGCAAAUGUGGGAAAAUUCAAGGAUCGAGUCUUGAAAAACGAUGGACUUUUGUUGAUUCGAAUGAUUGAUGAGAAUGCUGGCCGGAUUUUCGCCUCUGAAGUCGCUCGAGAAUUGUGGGAUCUAUGGGAUGGGGAGUCUCGUGAGCGUUCAUCGAGUGGUUGGGUUUAUCCCUCAAAUGAUUCCGAUUAUUCUGACAUCACUCCUCCAUCUCCACAACCUGUAGCCUCAUCCACUCCACUUAAACCCUUUAUUCCAAUCUUAAUUGAGGGCAGAUCGGGUAAAAGAUUGGCCCAUUUGGAGGAUGAAUUGACCCCAGAUUCUGAAUGGGAAGAUGAUGCUACUGGUCCAAUCGGUCUACACGAUUCACAUUUUUCAGAACCCGAUCCACCACUUGCUGACGAGAAUCAU